UUUCAGUGAACUGAUAGAAGUGUUCAGUAUUGUUUUUUCUGGUGUUAAUAUGGGAAAAAAGAAAAUGGACGAACCAGUUGCACUUAUCGAAAACGAAGAAGAAGCAGGUGAAGAAUACGAAGUUGAAAAAGUCAUCGAUAAACGGAUUUACAAAGGAAAAGUACAAUACCUCAUCAAAUGGAAGGGUUUCUCUGAUGCUGACAACACAUGGGAACCGGAUGAAAACUUGGAAUGCCCGGACCUUAUUUCACAAUUCGAAUCGACCAACAUUAAAAAAACAAACAACAAAGAAAAGGAAAAGGAGAUAGUUAAAGAUGACAAAAAGCGUAAAAUAUCCGAAACAAAAGAGGGCACAAAAAAAUCCAAAACAGCCGAUGAGCUUCGACCAAAAGGCUUCGCUCGGGGUUUAAAACCAGAAAAAAUAAUUGGAGCCACAGAUUCUGGUGGCCAACUCACAUUCCUAAUGAAAUGGGACGGCAGUGAUGAAGCAGACCUUGUGUCUUCAGCCGAGGCAAACGUGAAGUGUCCACAAGUUGUUAUCAAGUUUUACGAGGAGAGACUUACCUGGCACCAAAGCACCCCUUCCCCAGACGACCAGAGCUGAAUUUGAUUUUUUUUUACAUUGUAUAGGGCAACAGUAUGUUGUAUCAUUGCCAAACUUUAAUGGCUACAAGGAUACACAACAUGCUUGUGUAUGAUGUUUUUAACAGAACACCCGAACAGUGGCUUGAACUUUUGUAAUUUGUUUCACAAUGUUUUGUGUCUUAAAAAUAUUUCAUAUUUCGUUUAAACACCUUGUUUCACCCAACCAAAAGCAAAUAACAGAAACAAGUAUAAACUAUGUUUUCGAAACCAUUGGUUAAACAAGCCGUAUCUAGGAUAGGACCAUAAAUACAUGCAUUUAACACUGACGUUAAAGAUGAAUUUCUUUUCCGAUUUUAAUGUUCUUGUUCGCCGUUUGUAAAUAAAUGUGAACUUGUAAAUAAAUAGAACCGUUGGACCGGA
This is a messenger RNA of Ciona intestinalis (vase tunicate), 1005 nucleotides long. The record is from RefSeq and is a predicted model, not a curated record. NCBI's taxonomy places the organism in Eukaryota, Metazoa, Chordata, Ascidiacea, Phlebobranchia, Cionidae.